Molecule: messenger RNA, 1675 nt
Organism: Lolium rigidum
Lineage: Eukaryota; Viridiplantae; Streptophyta; Magnoliopsida; Poales; Poaceae
Product: rhamnogalacturonan I rhamnosyltransferase 1-like
Exons: 8
Coding region: 1-1494 (497 amino acids)
Cellular component (GO): cytoplasm
Source: RefSeq, a predicted model, not a curated record
AUGGGACUCAAGGCGGCGGCGGCGGCGGGGCUCAAGGCGGACAGGCUUCGCCUCCCGUCGGUGGCGGCCGUGGCGCGGUCCCGGAUGAUGAGGCUGUGGGUGCUGCGCGCCACCACCACGGUGCUGCUCUGGACCUGCCUCGUGCAGCUCACGGCCGUCGGGGAGACCUGGGGCCCGCGCGUCCUCAGGGGCUGGCCGUCCUGCCGGAUGGCGCAACACCUCGCCGUGCCGGGGCACGUCGUCGACAGGGAGGCCGCCGCGCUGCCGCCAAAGAGAAUUUAUAGGAACAAUGGUUAUUUGAUGGUUUCAUGCAAUGGUGGGCUUAACCAAAUGCGAGCAGCUAUAUGUGACAUGGUUGCUAUUGCAAGAUAUUUGAAUGUGACCCUAAUAGUUCCCGAGUUGGAUAAGACAUCAUUUUGGAAUGACCCAAGUGAGUUUCAGGAUAUAUUCGACAUUGAACAUUUUAUAACUUCUCUGAGAAGUGAGGUUCGCGUACUCAGAGAAUUGCCACCAAGAAUGAAGCGGAGAGUGGAAUUGGGAAUGUUUCACUCAAUGCCACCUAUUAGCUGGUCAGAUAUCUCCUAUUACCAUAAUCAGAUACUUCCUUUGGUUCGGAAGCACAAGGUUAUCCAUCUUAAUAGAACUGAUGCUAGGCUUGCAAAUAAUGGUCUGCCUCUGGAUAUCCAGAAGUUACGUUGUCGAGUGAAUUAUGGUUCACUGAAAUUUACACCUCAAAUUGAAGAGUUGGGCAGGCGAGUGAUUAGAAUGCUUCGCAAAAAUGGUCCUUUCUUGGUUCUUCAUUUACGAUAUGAAAUGGAUAUGCUGGCCUUUUCUGGUUGUACCGAAGGUUGCACACAUGCAGAGGCAGAUGAGCUCACAAGAAUGAGAUAUGCGUACCCAUGGUGGAAAGAGAAAGUUAUCGACUCUUACGUGAAAAGAAAAGAUGGUCUCUGCCCUUUAACACCCGAGGAGAUUUCUCUUGUACUCAGAGCAUUGGAUAUUGACAGAAAUAUGCAAAUAUAUAUUGCAGCUGGAGAGAUAUAUGGUGGAAAACGCAGAAUGGCUUCUCUUACUUCAGCGUAUCCUAACGUGGUGAGAAAGGAGACGCUCUUGGAACCAUCUGAUCUCAGGUUCUUUCAGAAUCAUUCAUCACAGAUGGCAGCGCUUGAUUAUAUGGUGUCCCUGGAAAGUGACAUAUUUGUUCCAACAUAUGAUGGCAACAUGGCUAAAGUUGUCGAAGGACAUCGCAGGUUCAUGGGCUUCAAGAAAACAAUCUUGCUGGACCGAAAACUCAUUGUUGAUCUAGUCGAUCAUUACAAGAGCGGUUCUUUGCCGUGGGACGAGUUCUCCAAAUUAAUCAAGUCUGUCCAUUCAAACCGGAUGGGAUCAGCUUCGAGAAGGACGGUGAUCCCAGACAAGCCCAAGGAAGAGGACUACUUCUAUGCCAACCCACAAGAGUGUUUGCGAGAUCCCGAUCUUUUACGGGCAUGGUGAUACUUUUCCUGCCGGUACGUGGUGCACCUUCCCGUGCCAAUCUUUCGUAACAUGGCAAUGCUGAACUGGGAUUGUUACACAUUGUUGGCAAGGCAUCGUGAGGAGUUCAGCGUGUGCUACAGACAAGGUCUGUGGUUGGAAAGCAGAAAAGAUGGAGCUGCUGACUUGAAGGCAGCCGGUG